AUACAUUCAACAAUGUUAUGUUCAGGGAAAAAAAAGCAAGCAAAUCUAAAUGACUCUACAACCAUCGCUGUUCCAUCGAUUAAAGGUCAUGGAUAUCUGGAUUAUACUAUUCAAAACCAUCCUUCCAAAGCACUUGAAACGAUGGAUGACCUUAGGAGGAAUAAUCAGCUCUGUGACCUUCUUUUGAGGGUUAGUUACAACGGUCAAGUUGAAGAUUUUCAUGUACACAAAGUUGUACUUGCUUCAUGUAGUUCCUUUUUUAGGGCUAUGUUCACUAAUAAUUUUCGUGAGUGCUAUGCACGGGAAGUCACUAUCAAAGACAUUUGUCCCAUUGUGAUGCAGAAGUUGAUAGAAUUUGCCUACACUUCACGGAUAACAGUAGGGGAGAAAUGUGUUUUACAUGUACUUUUGGCUGCCAUGAGAUAUCAAAUGGAAGAUGUAGCCAAAGCUUGCAGUGACUUCCUUGUUAAACACCUGGAUGCCAGUAAUGUCAUUGGCAUUUCCAAUUUUGCUGAACAGAUAGGCUGCACAGAGCUCUACAGCAAAGGAAGGGAGUACAUCAAUAUGCACUUCAGUGAGGUAACAAAGGAGGAAGAGUUUUACAAUUUAACACAUUGUCAACUCCUGGAUUUGGUCAACCAAGAAAGUCUGAAUGUUCUGUGUGAAAGUGAGGUCUACAACGCAUGCUUGAGGUGGAUGCAGUGGGAUUUGAACAACAGAGCACAGUAUUUUCAUGUCUUGCUAAAUGCAGUUCAUAUUUAUGCGCUACCACCAAAGUUUCUGGCAGUUCAGCUACAACAGUGUCCCAUACUUCAUAAGGAGAUAUCCUGCAGGGCAUACCUGUCCAAGAUAUUCCAGGAAAUGUCUUUGCACAAGCCUCUUCCCCGUGCCAAACUUCGAGGCAAUCAGUUGAUAUAUGUAGCUGGUGGAUACCUCCAAAGCUCUUUGGACUCUAUGAACGCAUACAACCCACAAACUGAUGAAUGGGUGAAGCUUGCCGAUAUGUUAGAACCAAGGAGUGGGCUUGGAGCCUGCAUUGUCUUUGGUCUGUUCUACGCAGUGGGUGGGAGGAAUCAUUCUUCAAUAGAAAACACAGACUCUGAUUCCUUAGCUUGUUUCAAUCCUGUGACCAACCAGUGGACUGCAAAAGCCUCUAUGAAUGUAGCCCGGAACCGUGUUGGAGUUGCUGCUAUAGAUGGUGCCAUUUAUGCUGUUGGUGGCUCCUGCGGAUCUGAACAUCAUAAAAGUGUUGAAAAGUAUGAUCCAGACAGAAACGAAUGGACAUUUGUAGCCUCAAUGUCUGUUGCACGUAUUGGUGCCGGAGUGACUGCAUGCAGAGGACUCCUCUAUGCAGUUGGUGGAUUUGAUGGCGAAAACCGUUUAAAUAAUGUUGAUUGCUAUCAUCCUGAUAUAGACCAAUGGCAUCCGGUGGCACCCAUGCAGAGUGUCAGGAGUGGGGCAGGUGUGGUAGCCCUCGACAAUUAUAUUUUUGCUAUUGGUGGAUACGAUGGUAGGUAUCAGCUAAACAGUGUAGAACGAUACAACAUUGACCGAAACUGCUGGGAGACUGUUAGUCCUAUGAAAUACAGGCGGAGUGCACAUGGAUUAGCUCUACACCAAGGAAAAAUAUAUGCUCUCGGUGGCUAUAAUGCAGAAGGCUUUCUCUCAUCUGUUGAGUGCUAUUGCCCCGAAAGAAAUGAGUGGACAGAAGUGACGGAAAUGCCCAUAGGAUGCAGUGGCAUGGGGGUGUCUGUAACCAUGGAACCGUGUCCAAACAGUAUUACUGACCCUGAAGAGGUUUGACUAACAGUAUUAAGGUCAACAUAUAAAAACCACCUGUGAACAA
Spea bombifrons (plains spadefoot toad) is the source of this 1846-nucleotide messenger RNA. RefSeq names its product kelch-like ECH-associated protein 1A. Bases 13 to 1803 code for a protein of 596 amino acids. Gene Ontology annotation, molecular function: protein binding. NCBI's taxonomy places the organism in Eukaryota, Metazoa, Chordata, Amphibia, Anura, Pelobatidae. The transcript has 5 exons. The record is from RefSeq and is a predicted model, not a curated record.